Messenger RNA from Hippoglossus stenolepis (Pacific halibut), 4164 nucleotides. RefSeq names its product KIT proto-oncogene, receptor tyrosine kinase b (gene kitb). The coding region runs from base 431 to 3178 and encodes 915 amino acids. Gene Ontology annotation, cellular component: signaling receptor complex. The record is from RefSeq and is a predicted model, not a curated record. Gene Ontology annotation, molecular function: cytokine binding; transmembrane receptor protein tyrosine kinase activity; ATP binding. Gene Ontology annotation, biological process: positive regulation of cell migration; positive regulation of MAP kinase activity; positive regulation of receptor signaling pathway via JAK-STAT. Lineage: Eukaryota; Metazoa; Chordata; Actinopteri; Pleuronectiformes; Pleuronectidae. The transcript has 21 exons.
UAAUGGCUGCGUAAAAGGCGUUGAAGGUGGCUUGGCGCGAGGGAGCCGUGCGUUGUGUUUUUUUUCCUGGUAAUAUCCGCCUCAUCACCUUGGCCAGUCUCCAGCCAAUGCGGGGCAGCAAGGAGUGGCAGCAGCAGGGAUCCUUGCAGGCAGGGCCAUGAGGGGGAGAGGAGGCGCUGCUGCUGUGUCUUUAAGCUCCAGUGAAAUCCACCAGGGAGGUGCGGAGGGGGUGUCUGGGGACGCGCUCAGCCUGAUCAUUGUGUUAGUGCGCGCUUUACGCAGGCGGGACUUGGGACUCAUGUUAUUGCAGUGGAUGGGAUCUGGCGUGUCUUCCGUUUGUUUCUUUUUCUUUAUUGUAAGAGCACAGGAUGGUUGUUGUUGCAGUUGAGGCGCGUGGAAGAGAGUGAAAGGCUUCAUAAACCACCCAAUCAUGAGGUGCCACUGGGUUGUUUUUGCCUCACAUCUUCUUUUGCUGCCACUGAAAGUGUGGUGCGAGCCAGUCAUCUCCCCCAGCGGGCCUCACAUAGUGGUUCCCAAGAGGGGGAAGCUGGAGCUGCGUUGCCACGACAACACCACAACGCCUGGCGCCCCAUCCAGCUUGAGGUGGCAGUGGGAGAGGUCCCGCAGGCUGGAGGGCGAGGUGGAAGAUGGCGGAGUAGCUUAUGUCAAGGUGCCAUCGGUGCAGGGCUUCCACAUGGGCCGUUAUGUGUGUGUCAACAACAGCACACUGGAACACAGCUCCAUCUACGUUUACGUGAAAGAUACCCAGAAUGCCUUCCAGCGCACCAUGGUGAACGUCAUCCUGGUGCGUGCAGGUGAGGACUGCACCAUCCCCUGUCUUGUGACCGACCCUGAGGUCACACUCCUGGCGUUGGAGACCUGCGAUGGACGACCUCUGCCCCUUGAUAUGAGUUUCCGCAGCAACCUCCAGCGAGGUGUCAUCAUCAGCAACGUGAGAAAGGAAUAUGAGGGCUGUUACGUUUGUGUGGGACAGCUGCAUGGACUCAAAGUGACAUCUACCCAAUACACUGUGGAUGUACGACUUGUUCCGUUGGUGCCUCCGGUGAUCACGCUGUCCCAGAAAGACAUCGUCAUCUUGAGGAAGGGAGAGCAGUUUGCUCUGACCUGUAGCUCCACCAACGUCAACCCAGAGUUCAGCCUCAAGUGGAACUUCCCUUCAUCAGCGCAUCCUAAUGAAUCUCAGGCCUCGCACAUCCUGUCCGGCUCCCGUGGUUAUCAACGCGGCACGACGCUCUUAAUCACAGGCGUCGACCAAUCAGACUCAGGCACCUACCGCUGCUACGCCCACAAUGAGAGAGGCUCCAGUGAUGUAAAGCUGCAGCUGGACAUCCGUGAUCAGGGGUUCAUCACCAUGAAAGGAAGUCCAGGUCCGGUCCAGGCGGAUGUCAAAGAGGGGGAGAGCCUGAGCCUCAGAGUAGAAUUAGACGCCUACCCUUCACCCAGCUCUCUGUCCUGGUCUUACAACGGCAAGCGGCUCCUCAACACCACGGAGCACGUCAUCACCAUCCACCACCGCAAAUACAGAUACAUCAGCGAGCUGAGACUGGUGAGGGUCCUCGGCUCGGAGGGCGGGAUCUAUAAGUUCUCAGCCAGUCACGAGGAUGCAUCUGUCGAUCAUUCAUUCCACGUAUACGUCAGCAGUAAGCCUGUUAUCAUUGCUCAGGAGGGGCCUGUUGAUGGACAGGUGCGCUGCAUAGCUGCAGGUUAUCCAGUGCCGAAAAUCACCUGGUAUUUCUGUGAGCUGCCCCACACCAGGUGCUCACACCUGCCGAAUGCCACCCAAUCGGAGACUCCGGAUGUUGCCAUGGUGACAGAGUCCUCGUUUGGUAGGAGCGAGGUCGAGAGCCGACUGAACGUUAGCAAGGAGCACGCACAUUACCACACCCUGGAGUGUGUGGCGAGUGCGGAGGGGGAAGAGGCCUACACGCUGUUCUCCAUCAGUGAACGCAUCGUCCCCCAUAAACUCUUCACUCCUCUUCUCACCGGCAUGGUGACGACUGGCAUCUUACUCAGCCUCAUUCUGCUGGUGCUCCUUUAUAAGUACAUGCAGAAACCAAAGUUUCAAAUCCAGUGGAAGGUCAUCGAGAGUAUCCAUGGCAACAAUUACAUAUAUAUUGACCCGACGCAGCUGCCGUACGACUCCAAAUGGGAGUUUCCUCGACAGAAGUUGCGCUUUGGUAAAACCCUGGGCUCUGGGGCCUUUGGAAAGGUGGUGAGGGCCACAGCGUACGGACUCUGCUCUGCAGAUACUGUUACAACUGUCGCUGUUAAGAUGCUCAAACCCAAUGCUCACUCCACGGAGAAGGAGGCGCUGAUGUCAGAGCUGAAGGUCCUGAGUUACCUUGGAAACCACGUGAACAUCGUCAACCUGCUGGGAGCCUGCACUGUCGGAGGCCCAAUUUUGGUGAUCACGGAGUACUGUUGCUAUGGCGACCUCCUCAACUUCCUGCGCCGAAAGCGAGAGUCCUUCCUCAAUUCCCAAGUUGGUGAUGGUUACUAUCGCAACGUCUUAAACCGAACUGAGUCUACAAGCAGCAAGGUGGCCGGUACAGGAUACAUGCCGAUGCGUCCCUCUGAGAAAGAACGGUCCUCACAGUCAGAUGAUGUAGAGGAGCUGUCUCUGGACGCUGAAGAUCUCCUCAGCUUCUCCUACCAGGUGGCCAAAGGGAUGGAGUACAUCACUUCCAAGAAUUGUAUUCACAGAGAUCUGGCAGCCAGAAACAUUCUGCUGACUCACGGCAGGGUGGCUAAGAUCUGUGACUUUGGGUUGGCACGAGACAUCACCACUGAUGCCAGCUACGUGCUGCGGGGAAAUGCUCGUCUGCCGGUCAAAUGGAUGUCUCCAGAGAGCAUCUUCGACUGUGUCUACACCUUUGAGAGUGAUGUGUGGUCCUAUGGCAUCCUGCUCUGGGAAAUCUUCUCCCUGGGUAAUAGCCCGUACCCAGGGAUGCAGGUGGGCUCAGAAUUUUAUAGGAGGAUUCAAGAGGGCCACAGGAUGACUCGGCCUGAAAUUGCUCCCGUUGAGUUGUAUGACAUGAUGCUGUCUUGUUGGAACCACGAUCCUCUGAAGAGGCCGUCCUUCAGGAAACUGGUGGAGAGGACUGAACUACUACUGUCCGAAAACACCAAGAACGUAAGUGUACCUGACGCUGAGUAACGCACCGGGUCGUUCAGAGCAGCAGAGGGCGUCCUCACGGAGGCUGAGCUCUGUCUGCAGCACCACAGCACCCACCCAGCCUUUACUGCAGAGCACGGCUGACGUCUUCCUGGAUUACGUCUAACACACGCACGCACACACACACACACACUAACAUGCACUUACACAAAGCUAAGAAAUCCACAACCCCCUCCUCCCUCAUCAUUUUGUCCUUUUACUGCACAAAGUACAUGAGCCAAACACACUGUAGGCUACUAACAUGUUCACUCAUACUAACGCUCCAAUACUGGCCUUCCUGCCACACACACACACACACACACACACACACACACACACACACACACACACACACACACACACACACACACACACACACACACACACACACACACACACACACACACACACACACACACACUGUAUAUAUACAAUGCUGCACUGAGCUCCAAGUAUUGACCUCUAUCUAAUCUUCCCAUUGGCGUAUUGAUCUCUGUGGUAGGUAUUUUAGGUGCAUGUCUAUAUCAAGCAGACUCGAGCACUGACCAUCAGAUACAUCAGCAGCGGGAGACAUUUUGGCUCACAUUCAGCCUUUGAUCACAUCUUUAAAUGCUUUGGGGACAACAGACAGCAGAGUUGUGGCUUUGAAUACUGUGACUUAUAUGAAACUAAUUGGUGUUUUGCUGUAUAUGUAUUUUAGGGAUAGCUUUAGUUUGGUCUCUUUAGCGAAGCCACUGUGGCCACGUGACCGUGUGCUCUUUUUACUUGAUUUAUGUCAAACAUGUAUGCAAUGUAAAUACAAUAGAGAUGUGCCUUUAGAUUUUUGUUUUUGUUUUGAAACACUGAAUGAUGCAUUUGGUAAUGACACAGUUGUUGUGGUGAGGGCAGCCAAAGCAGAGCUAAUGUACACUGGUUUUGAGGUUCUUGCAGUUUUGAUACAGUUGGUUGACUUGUGAUAAUAAAGUACCUGUGAUGGUAGAACGACUGGA